This is a messenger RNA of Paramacrobiotus metropolitanus, 447 nucleotides long. RefSeq lists its product as uncharacterized. The transcript is spliced from 3 exons. Lineage: Eukaryota; Metazoa; Tardigrada; Eutardigrada; Parachela; Macrobiotidae. The record is from RefSeq and is a predicted model, not a curated record. Bases 51 to 395 code for a protein of 114 amino acids.
UGAUAAGUGUUUCGCUUUUACCCGAACUUCUGAAAACGCUGUAAUUCAUAAUGGUCUGCUGCGAAGUACGCGUAUCGCCUAGAAAUAUCAUGGCAAAGCGCGUAUUUGCUGCUCUCUUGGCAUUCGUCCUAAUUGUUCAAGAAAUUUCGGCUAUCGAGGAGCUUUCGCGGCACAAGCGCGCUGCAAUCGACGACGCGAUGGAUGGAUGUUUCUACUGCUGGACGAAGGACAUAUUCCAUGCUGACAAAAAGACCGCCACAAAUUGUGGAAAGGUUGAAAAAUACAAAGGGAAAAAGGAUGGAAAAGAUGCAGAAUGUUCCAAACGGUUUAAAGAUUGUUGCAAGAAGGGCGAUGGGAAGAAAUGUCACUCGCAUCCAUGUAUCUCGUUUGAAUAGUCAACUGCUUAUUUUGUGACCUUGUAGUGUGUAUAUUUGUCCAAUAGAAGUA